This is a messenger RNA of Indicator indicator, 897 nucleotides long. It is a transcript of the gene KAZALD1, whose product is annotated as Kazal type serine peptidase inhibitor domain 1. Gene Ontology annotation, cellular component: extracellular region. The transcript is spliced from 4 exons. The record is from RefSeq and is a predicted model, not a curated record. Lineage: Eukaryota; Metazoa; Chordata; Aves; Piciformes; Indicatoridae. Gene Ontology annotation, molecular function: insulin-like growth factor binding. Gene Ontology annotation, biological process: regulation of signal transduction; regulation of cell growth. Bases 1 to 897 code for a protein of 298 amino acids.
AUGUUUGAAGCCAAGACCCUGAGCUCCUCUUGCCUCGUGCUUUCCUUGCUCUCUUUGCACUGGGCUUCAGUCCAGCUGAGCCAAGCUUUUCCCAGCACCUCUGACUACCUCCAGCGGGGCUGGCAGCGGCUGCUGGAAGAAGGGGAGGGCUGCGCUGAGUGCCAGCCAGAGGAGUGCCCAGUGCCACGGGGGUGCCUGGCUGGCAUGGUACGGGAUGCUUGCGACUGCUGCUGGGAGUGUGCCAACCUGGAGGGACAGAUCUGUGAUCUGGACAACACCAACCACUUCUAUGGCAAAUGUGGGGAGCACCUGGAGUGCCGGCUGGAUGCUGGGGACCUGCAGCAUGGAGAGGUGCCUGAGCCCCAGUGUGCCUGCCUCUCACAUCUGGCACUCUGUGGCUCCGAUGGCAAAACCUAUGCCCAGAUCUGCAGAUUCCUGGAAGUUGCCCGUGCCCACCCUGAUGCCAACCUAACUGUGGCCCAUGAGGGUCCCUGCGAGUCAGAGCCCCAGAUCACCUCUCCUCCCUAUGACACAUGGAACAUCACUGGGCAGGAUGUCAUCUUUGGCUGCGAGGUCUUCGCGUACCCCAUGGCAUCCAUUGAAUGGAGGAAGGAUGGCAUGGAGAUGCUGCUGCCUGGAGAUGAUCCCCACAUCUCUGUCCAGUUCAGAGGUGGUCCCCAGAAAUAUGAAGUGACAGGCUGGCUCCAGAUCCAGGGGGUGCGAGUGACGGAUGAAGGCACCUACCGCUGCUUCGCCAGGAACAGGGUUGGGGAGGUGAUGGCAUUAGCCAGCCUGACUGUCUUCACACCAGAUCAGCUCAACCUGACAGACUUUUCCCUACCGAAGCCCCGGACGACGCCUGAGGACUACGGGGAGAGCGAGGAGGACUAUUACUAG